AAGGAUGCUUCCCUGCAUGUAUUGAUAUCAUUACUGUAACAUUGAAGUGCAUUACAUGUGGAUGUUAACUUGAACUGUACGUUAAAACAAUACUGUUACAUACAUACAUAUAUAUAUACUGUAUGAGCGCAGGGUUGGAGUACAGGAACUUAUGAGAAAACUUAUAGCAAUGUAGCUUACAAUCCCGCUGAGACCUCUUGGUGAUUUCCCAGGACAGACGAGUUAGAGCGGAAAGUGUAACCGGUUUCACUGCAUCUAUAGACGGAAAACCUUGUACACCGGUAAAUAAAAUGUGACAAUAUCUACAGUACUGUCAACGACAAGAUGAACAAUUUUAGUGAGGAGGUCCAACGCCUUAACGAUGAAGCGGUGGAGACCCUUAUUCCCGCCAUCGUCUUUAUCGUUCUCCUCAUGGUCAUCGGAGUAAUCGGGAAUCCGAUCGUUGUGUACUUCUACGGUUUUAAAUUGAAACCGACCCCAUCUUACAUGUUCAUUGUGGCUUUGGCCAUCUUUGACUUUCUCGUUUGUGCUGUCUCCAUGCCGUUGGAAUUAGUUGAUUUAGUUCGAUUCUACACGUUUGAAAGUGCCGUUGCGUGCAAACUUUUGAGAUUCGUGAACUACCUCAUGGCUAUAUCAAGCGGAGGGAUUCUUAUAGCGAUUGCUGUUGAUCGUUACCGAAAAAUCUGCAAGCCAUUUCAAUCUCAGAUUACAAUAAAAAUGGCCAAGAUAAUAAUACCGUGUAUUUUGUUUGGGUCUGUGUGUGUUUCAUGGCCCAGUUUUGUAUUUUUCACUGUUGUGGAAGUGAAUUUGACAGAAGUUACUGGUGCUAUCGGCCAAGAUUGUACCACAAUCCGAGAUGAUUCGUACAAACUUUUCAUUACUUUAUACAAUGGGAUAUUAUUCCUUUGCUUCAUCUUAGCAAUAACAUCUCUCACAGUUCUCUACUGUCUCGUGGGGAGGCAAAUUUUCAAUCUAAGAAGCUUUCGGUUUUAUGCUCAACGAAAAAGAGGAAUCGCUGCAAUGCGACCACAGAGCCGAACGACUCAAUGCACGGACGACACACGAGGGUUUGGGUCUUUCAAGGAAUCACAUUCUACAGAAAUCCCCAAUUUUGAUGAAAUGACUUUGCCGCCCAGUCGAGAAAGCAGCCGACCGACCACGGCUACUGCGAUAGCCUUCACGACGCGAAAAGUGGCACCGUCUCCAAUUGACUUUGAAGGAGACGGGUCCACGUUUUCCAGUGGAUCCGGGCAUUCAUCCAAUGGCAUCCUUCGUAUUUCCAAGAGUCUCCAUAACGCUUUAAAUACAGAAGAAGUGUCUGUUCCAGUUCGAUCUAGUUCAGCUUUUUCUAAUCGAAGACAAACAGACGAUACGGAUGAUUUACAAAACGAGUCCGCUCGAACAAGCAAUCUGUUACGACAAAUUCAAGAUCAAGAGUCUUCGCGAGUUUCCUUCGCAGAGGAGGGUAAAGCAAUGAGUAUAGCAACAUCUUUGGAGACGGAGACUAGAGAUGCAGACGGCACUGCUAACCUGGACCAGAAGAAAACAAGUGCUCAAAACAUUAACACCAAGAAGUAUACCGUGGUCAUGUUAUCAAUAACCAUUGCAUUCAUCAUUAGUUUCUUACCGUACCUGGCACUGAUGACAUGGCGAACAUUAUCCAAGGAGUAUGAACCUAAUCUCUUUAAUAAAUCAGAAAUGGUGGCAUUUCAGAUUUUCAUUCGGUCAUUUUUAAUUAACAGUGCCAUGAAUCCACUGAUAUAUGGAUUUCUGAAUACAGAGUUUAGGAAUUUCAUAAUAGCGUGUGUAUGUUGUCGAACGUAUGUCGGUCCACCAGGGUCCAGAUCCGAAAACAGCGGCCAUUCACGAUCCUCGUGAUGACACUGGUCCCAAAACUCUGUAAAAAAAAAGUAUUGUUUAUGCGCAUACCAAAGUACAUAUGUUUGUUUAUAUUGUUUUCAAAUUACUAGUAUCACGAACGGUUUUGAUGUUUAAGAAAUGUUUGGAGUAAAAUGUUUCUGUACUAUGGUCUAUAUACAUACAGAUACUUUACACAUGUGAAUGGUUUUUUCUAACACUAAUUAUUUAGAAAUAAUGAACAAAUCCUUAUUAGCUAAAGAUUAUAAAAUCAGAAGCGCUACAUCGUGGGGCUGUACAUAAUACGAUCAAGUGGGAUAAAAGUUCCUCAAUCCCGAUUAAUGCCGAGCUGAACAAAUCGCAAAGUUGACAGGAUAGGACUUUAAAUCAAUGUUUUCAAGGAAAGAAAAUCUCUGAGCGGCCUUGUCAGUUGCAUUUGGGUGGGGAAUCCAAUUUGCAAUUGGAUUGUGGCCUGUUUUAUUUGUAAGACCCACCGUAUUUGAUUGCAGGCAGCUCUAUUUUGAUAUUUCAUUAUGUGUUGUAAGGGGUCAGAUUGCAUAAUCAUACCUAUGUGAUACAUAUGUUCUUGUAUUUUUGUUUUCGACUCAUUCUGACCCCCACUAGCUUAUUCUGUUAUAUAACUUCGUCAUUUUCAAAAUAAAUGACAUUUUUUUCAAUUCA
This is a messenger RNA of Ostrea edulis (European flat oyster), 2538 nucleotides long. RefSeq names its product muscarinic acetylcholine receptor M3-like. The record is from RefSeq and is a predicted model, not a curated record. Bases 325 to 1878 code for a protein of 517 amino acids. The transcript has 3 exons. NCBI's taxonomy places the organism in Eukaryota, Metazoa, Mollusca, Bivalvia, Ostreida, Ostreidae. Gene Ontology annotation, biological process: G protein-coupled receptor signaling pathway. Gene Ontology annotation, molecular function: G protein-coupled receptor activity. Gene Ontology annotation, cellular component: membrane.